GGCCCUGUUGGACACCGAACAGGUGUAGAAGCUACACCGAAGCGGCGGCGCUCCUGAGAAUCUGGACUGCGGCGCAGGAAUGGCUCUGGUGAAGGGGCUGCUGCUGUGUCUGCUGCUGAGCACAGGUGGGGCAUGGGCAUCCAAGGAGCCACUUCUGCCGCUGUGCCGCCCCACCAAUGUCAUGCUGGCUGUUGAGAAGGAGGGCUGCCCCGUGUGCACUGCCUUCAACACCACCAUCUGUGCUGGCUACUGCCACAGCAUGAUGCGGGUGGUGCCGACUAUGCCGGCCUUACCCCAGUCGGUGUGCAACUACAAUGCGCUGCGCUACACCUCCGUCCGGCUCCCUGGCUGUCUGCCCGGCGUGGAUCCGGUGGUCUACUUGCCCAUGGCUGUCAGCUGUCGCUGUGGACUCUGCCGCCGAAGCUAUUCUGACUGCGGGAGUUUCAGGAACGAGUCCCUGGGCUGUUACCACCCUACCCUCCAGGACUCUUCCUCUAAGGACCCUCCCAGCAACCUUACAAGUCCAUCCCAACUCCUGCAGCCAGCAGACACUCCAUUAGUCUCACAAUAAAGGCUUCUCAAUCCGCA
Messenger RNA from Cebus imitator (Panamanian white-faced capuchin), 588 nucleotides. Its product is annotated as choriogonadotropin subunit beta-like. The record is from RefSeq and is a predicted model, not a curated record. The transcript has 3 exons. NCBI's taxonomy places the organism in Eukaryota, Metazoa, Chordata, Mammalia, Primates, Cebidae. Gene Ontology annotation, cellular component: extracellular region; cytoplasm. Gene Ontology annotation, molecular function: hormone activity. The coding region runs from base 80 to 571 and encodes 163 amino acids. Gene Ontology annotation, biological process: G protein-coupled receptor signaling pathway.